Molecule: messenger RNA, 2340 nt
Organism: Aaosphaeria arxii CBS 175.79
Lineage: Eukaryota; Fungi; Ascomycota; Dothideomycetes; Pleosporales
Product: dipeptidyl-peptidase III
Exons: 3
Coding region: 76-2175 (699 amino acids)
Biological process (GO): proteolysis
Cellular component (GO): cytoplasm
Molecular function (GO): metalloexopeptidase activity; dipeptidyl-peptidase activity
Source: RefSeq, a predicted model, not a curated record
CUCACAACUCCUCCCUCUCUCUCUCAUCGACAUCUCUCCCCAUUCUCUGAAUUGAACCUCACCAUACUGCCCAACAUGGAUGCUCAGAUAGUAGAACAAUACCUCGCGGAUAGCCCCCCAACUAUUGUACCUCUGGCCAUCAAGCCUCACUUCGAAGCCCUGAGCGACAAGGAGAAGCUCUAUGCUCACCACAUCUCCAUAGCCUCGCUCGCAGGCACACGCGUGGUCCUCCGGCAGGUCUCACCCGAAUCGGAGCCCAUCUACGACUUCAUCAUCGCUUUGCACAAGCGCAGCUCGGGUGACUACUCGGCUUUGGCGAAGGAGGCCGGCCUCUCUUCCGGCGAAAUCGAGGCCUACCUCAACUACGCUGCGCAGUUCCUCGGCAACGCGGGCAACUACAAGUCCUUCGGCGACUCCAAGUUCGUGCCGCGGCUCGACCCGAGGCAGCUCAAGGCGCUGGCUACCGUGUCCCAGGAGACGCUGGACCUGUACGAGAAGUUCAAGGAUCUGAUCUAUACUGGCGAUGAUGUUGCGAAGCUGCACUUGGGGUACCCGAGCUCUGGGCAUGUGUCGACGUACUAUCCUGCCAGUCCGCACAUCACGAAGGAGGAGAUCGCUGGUGUGAGUGAUUUCCUCGAGAGUAAGGGGUUGUUGCCGGAGAACACAAGGGUGAGGAAGACGCCGGAUGGAUACGAUAUCUUGAUUGCCUCUGCGCAGGACAACCCUGCGGCGGAGGAUAGGGAUCUGAAGGAGAGCGAGUGGACGCUUCCGGAUGGAAAGAAGAUUCAGCUCGUGUUUGGCGACUAUACGAAGGAGAUGGCUACAAUUACGGAGCACUUUGAGAAGGCGAAGCAGUAUGCGGCAAACGACAUCGAGUCUAAGAUGGUAGAAAACUAUGCGAAGAGCUUCAGGACGGGUUCGCUCGAGGCGUUCAAGGAGAGCCAACGGUACUGGAUUAAGGAUAAGGGACCGGAGGUCGAGGUGGACGUCGGUUUCGUCGAGACGUACCGAGAUCCUCACGGCAUCCGUGGAGAGUGGGAGGGUUUCGUGGCUAUGGUCAACAAGGAGCGAACGAGGGCCUUUGGCAAGCUAGUGGAAUCGGCACCCAGCCUGAUCCCUCUAUUGCCCUGGGACAAGGCAUUUGAGAAGGACAAGUUCCUAUCUCCAGACUUUACCUCUUUGGAGGUCCUCACCUUCGCAGGAAGCGGCAUCCCUGCCGGCAUCAACAUCCCCAACUACGAUGACAUCCGUCAGACAUUGGGUUUCAAGAACGUUUCCCUCGGCAACGUGCUUUCCGCAAAAGCUCCCAACGAGGCCGUUCCGUUCAUCAAGCAAAGCGACCUUGCCAUCUACCAGAAAUACCGGGACCCCGCCUUUGAGGUUCAAGUCGGUUUGCACGAACUCCUCGGCCACGGCUGCGGAAAGCUUCUCCAGGAGACACUCCCUGGCGAAUUCAACUUCGACAUCAAGAACCCUCCCGUUUCCCCAAUCACCCACAAGCCCAUCUCUACAUACUACAAACCCGGCCAGACCUGGGGCAGCGUGUUCGGCUCCAUCGCCGCAUCAUACGAGGAAUGCCGCGCCGAGUGCGUCGCCAUGGCCCUAUCCUGCGACUUCUCCGUCCUCGAGAUCUUCGGCUACGGCGACGGAAAGGAAGACAUCAACAGCGAGGCCGGCGACAUCCUCUACGCAGCGUACCUCUCUAUGGCGCGCGCGGGUAUCGCCGCCCUCGAGUUCUGGGACCCCAAGUCCCGCAAGUGGGGCCAGGCGCACAUGCAAGCGCGCUUCUCCAUCCUCCGCACGUUCCUCAAUGCGGGCGUCGAGUUCUGCGAGCUAGAGUACAAGGAGAAGGACCUGUCCGACCUCACCAUCCGGCUCGAGAGGAACAAGAUCCUUCAGCUCGGCCGCCCCGCCGUCGAGGAGUACCUUCAGAAGUUGCACAUCUUCAAGAGCACGGCCGACGUCGAGGCCGCGACCAAGAUGUACGAGGAGAUCACGACUGUCGAGCCGUUCUACGAGAACUACGUCCGCCCGGCUGUGCUGAAGCAGAAGACGCCUAGGAAGGUCUUCGUGCAGGCUAACACCGUAGAGAAGGACGGCAAGGUGCAGCUCAAGGAGUACGAGGCCACCGCCCAAGGCAUGAUCCAGAGCUACGCCGAUAGGGAGUACGUGUAAAAGCGAAAGAGCGUAACUUCCCCCAAACAACAACACUCAUAUAGGCAGUAGCGACCAGGAUGCUCGCUUGCUUGCCCUGUGCAUUCAUGAAGCUCGGUCUGCGACUAGACUAGAAAUGACGAAAUGAUAGCAAUGUUCUGAAAUACUCAACUUACUGCUCGGGAU